AUGAUCUCACAAACUGAGAGUAGAUUCCAAGAACGUGAUACCUCCACAUUUGCAGAGAUAGUUAAAACUGACAUCACAUUGCAUAAAGAGGAUGUAAAUGAGGUUAAAAACACUUCUGCCAAUACUUCAAUGAGAUUUCGACGUACUCGUAGGAGGGACACGGCUUCUUGUAGGUUGGAGCUCCCGAUAAACUCAUCUACAAUGAAUAGUGAGUCAACAGUGCCCCCUGGUGCGGCUGCUGGUGAAGAGAAAAAGAAUGACAGUGUUCGUUUGGACGAGCUAUUAGUGAGACUUAAAGAAAUUAUAUUUUUAAGGGAAUUGACGAUGGAAGACAAGCUACAUAGGGUGUUAACUGUUAACGUGUUGUUUAGAGUGGUUAAUCUUAUUGAGUGUACAAUUCGUAUCAAAGUGUCCUUUAUGUAA
Molecule: messenger RNA, 423 nt
Organism: Parnassius apollo (apollo)
Lineage: Eukaryota; Metazoa; Arthropoda; Insecta; Lepidoptera; Papilionidae
Source: the annotation of a GenBank genome assembly